Messenger RNA from Chenopodium quinoa (quinoa), 555 nucleotides. RefSeq lists its product as uncharacterized. NCBI's taxonomy places the organism in Eukaryota, Viridiplantae, Streptophyta, Magnoliopsida, Caryophyllales, Amaranthaceae. Gene Ontology annotation, biological process: DNA integration. The transcript has a single exon. The coding region runs from base 1 to 555 and encodes 184 amino acids. Gene Ontology annotation, molecular function: nucleic acid binding. The record is from RefSeq and is a predicted model, not a curated record.
AUGGGCCCCCAGUUCGAAACGCCUCAACUUAAGGAGUGGUUGGAAGACCAUGGCAUAUCUCAUUGCUUUGCUUCAGUUGGCCGACCACAAGCUAACGACCAGGUAGAGGCAUACAACAAGUUGAUCUCCAAUGGUAUCAAGCGCAAACUUGAAAAGGCAGGCGGCCUAUGGGCUGAUGAGUUGGUCAAUAUAUUGUGGUCUAUACGAACAACGGUCAAGAGCUCCACAGGGGAAACCCCAUUCUUUUUGGUGUACAACGCUGAGGCUGUUCUCCCAAUUGAGAUGUAUGAGCCCACUCUUAGGGUGAUGCUAUAUGAUGAAGCGACCAAUUGGAAAGCCAUGAAGACUGCCCUAGACUUCCUUCCAGAAGCUAGGGGCAAUGCGGCGCUUAGGCAUGAAAUUUAUCGCCUAAGGAUGACAAGGGCAUACAAUCGCCGAGUGUCAAAGCGUCCGCUGAAAAUGGUAGAUCUGGUCCUAAGGAAAAUGGAGGCUGUGGGUCGGGAAAAUGAGGAUGAAGCUGACCCCAAACUGGGAAAGGCCGUAUCGAAUCAGUGA